Molecule: messenger RNA, 2184 nt
Organism: Fusarium poae
Lineage: Eukaryota; Fungi; Ascomycota; Sordariomycetes; Hypocreales; Nectriaceae
Exons: 5
Coding region: 1-2184 (727 amino acids)
Source: RefSeq, a predicted model, not a curated record
AUGAAGAUCUAUUUGUACGCUUUUUGCCUCCUCGCUGUCCGCUUAUCAGUGGCAGCAGAUGUCUACAUUGAUCGAAAGGGACAGGAUGAUAACCCUGGGUCGGCCGAGAAGCCUGUCAAGAGUAUCAAAAAAGCACAAGAGCUUGUCCGCAAACUCAGUUCGUCCGCGAAAGAUGAUGUCACUGUCCAUUUUGGCCCAGGUACCAAUGGUUUCACGGUUACAUGGGCUGGCUCAGACACUGUCAUCUCUGGAGGAUAUGAGAUCAGCAACUGGACUGAAGGCAAGAACGGGAUAUGGUCUGCCUCUGUACCCGAGGGAACCAAAUCCCGUAAUCUUUACGUAAACGGGUUGGCUGCUCAAUAUGCCAGACGCCAGAUCCAUAACCGGAAGGAUUUCGAGUACACUAAAGUCGGAAUGACCUGGAACAGCUCGAAUUACGAUUGGAUCAUGAAAACUCCUGGCAUUGAGAACGGCGAACUCCGUGCUGUUAACUCCUUCACCGAUCGGGUUGCGCUCAUCGAAAAGGUUGGAGAUCGCGUGCUUGAGAUGAAGAGGGAUAUAUGGGCCAACCAACUCAUCGGCUAUGACCAGAUUGCAGAGCCUUUUUGGGAUGGAGGUGUCUGGAUCCAGAACGUCAAAGCCUUGCUGACUGACGGCGGCCAAUUCUACCUCGACAGGAAGGAGUCGACUAUCUAUUACAAACCGUUAGUGGGAGAAGAUAUGGCCACUGCAUCUGCCCAUCUCGGCAUCCAAGAAGUCCUCAUGGUCAUUGGCGGAACAUAUGAAGAGCCCAUUCACGAUUUGCAAUUUGAAGGAAUUACUUUUAAGCAAAGCACUUGGCUGAACCCAGACACUUAUGGGUACAUAGAUCAGCAGACCGGCGGGCAUAUGGGAAACGACGACCUAUGGCCUAACUUUGAAGCUUCGAGGCCUCAUUGGUGGCAGAUGCCCAGUGCGAUUCAGGUCAGUGCGGCAUAUAAUAUCAACCUAAAGAAUUGUACUUUUCGCGAGUUGGGUGCUGGAGGCAUCGGUGUUGGAAACGACAAGAAUGCGCACUUGACAGGUGUCGGCCUCGGGGCAAACAACAUCCGCGUCGAUGACAACUACUUCACUCAAGUGAUGGGGAACAGCAUUACCGUGGGAGGUAUUCAAGCCGACGCACAUCAUCCUUCCCAACCGGAAAUGCUCGUGUCUCACAUCCACGCCUCAAACAAUGUCUUCAACAAUAAUUCGGUUCUCUGGUCAUCUACUGUCCCUAUUCUGUUUACAUACACGCAGUUUUCUUCCAUCACACACAACGAUAUUUACAACCACCCAUAUAGCGGCAUUUGCCAUGGCUAUGGCUGGGGAAGCAAUGAUGAAGGAGGCAGUCCAGAGUACGCUAAACGAGGCCUUUACAAGUACCAGCCUAUUUAUGACACACCCACCGUGAUGAGAGAUAAUCUAAUCGAGGGAAAUCUAAUCCACCAUUUCGGUCAAUCUCACACUGACUUUGGAGGCGUAUACACGCUAUCACGGUCACCAAACACAACCGUGUCGUCCAACUUCAUCUAUGAUGCAGGGUGGCAGGCACUAUACCCAGACGAAGCCUCAAGAAAUAUCACCUGGUUCAACAAUCUCGGCUUCACCUCAGGGAAGUAUUAUGCGCCCAAUGAUUGGAUUCCAGAGCAGCUCACUGGGUGGAACACCGUCAUUGAUAACUGGGGUAAGCUCGGGGUCAAAGACAAUGAGGUCCUGGAUGGAUUCCCAAACCAUUCCGGGAGACGCAAUAAUACGUUUCUGCGUAACUACCUUGCCCCUUAUGUAAACGGGACAAGCCUCGUUGCACAGAGAGCUGCAUACCGUGCUGGCGUUAUCCCGUCCAAGCGCAAGGGAAAACGAGUGACAAACUCCCCGGAUAUCGCUGAUGCCUACCUCGAUGUUCAAGUCAGCCAUCGUCGAGUUGUUGUUAACGUAACUAACUUUGACGAUGUGGACUUGAGCGAUGUUGCCUUCCGUGUUUCGGGUCCUGGUAUCACUUUUAAGAGAAAAUCAAGCCCUCCUUCCAUCCCUGCUGAUGGUUCUGCGGCUGCUGUAUAUACUUUCUCUGGCUCUCCGGAGGGGAAUGCUACGGUGAGAGUGAGCUAUAUGAACCCGAGAACGCGGCCAUCUAGCAGGGAGAAGGGGUUUUCGAUUCCUACAUAG